UUUCUUUCAUUUAUUUUUAUUUUUCAGCAUUUUUGUUAUUCAUGAAUGUAGUCUAUGAAACAUGGCAAGCAGAAGGUCCUCUCGAAUUGCUAUCCUAAAAUCUGCUGAGCUUAAAUCAAACAAGACUAGAAGUGCUAGUGAUGGAUACAUUUCUAAGAAAAAGCAGGCUAUUAAAAAAAUAACUAACAACAAAAAAGUAAAAAAAGAAAACAGCAUUGUUCAUUCCAAUGAGAUUGAUUCUUCAAUAAUUAAAGAAGAAGAAACAUUUGAAUGUAAAGGUUUGGUGCCUGACAAGCUACUUGAAUUGCCCAAAUCUGCUAUUAAAAAAACGUCACAUAAAAAUGCCAAGAGUGAGAUGACUUUUUCAAACCAAGUUUCUCCCACUGGAGCCUCAAGAUCAAAGUUCCCUGGCAGGCUAGUGAAGGAAGCUUCUCAAGAAAUACUUGCUCAGAAAAAGAGAUCUCCUGCAGUCAAUGUUGUUGAAGAGAUUGAAGUAAUUCAUUCUGUUACCAAAAAAAGAUGCCUUGAAACUCAUGACUUGAAACUAGAUCAAAUGAGAGUGAGAGUGUUGGUAGAAACUCUCCACCCGAAAGCAUCUGAAGCUUUAAAUAAACUCAAUAUUGAGAACCUCAGAGUUUCCCAUAAAACUUCAGAUUGUUUGAAAAGUAAUCUGGAUGAAAACAGGAAAGAGUUAUGUGAGAGUGGAAGUAAAGCAAAAGAAGAAAGAAGUAAAAAUAAAUGUACAGAACAACCUAAAAAAGGCCGGAAGAAACUGCGGCAAAAAGUAUCUAAUGAGAGAGAUACCAAAUGGAAAGCUGCUUCAGAUUUGGAACUUAGUGACUGGGAGGAUGUUGGUAAUCGUGAAGAUGCAGAGAUUUGGGAUGACAUCAACUCCCUCAUGAAGAAAGAUGAAGCGGCAGCUCUCAGCCUACUUGCCAAAAGAGAUGCUGAAGAUGCCAAGGAAAAUAAAGAGGUAGCAUUGGAGCCUGCCUCUGUACAAAUUGAGCUUGAGGCUCCUACUCUAUGGGGCAGCUAUCGCAGCAAAAAAAUGAAGUCCAAAGAUUAUGAGAUGCUGCAACAGCUCAAGCUUGAGGUGAACCGUAGCAUCCGUGAAAAUUACUUAAACAGCCACAAGGUGCAUCUGUUGCUACUGUUUGGCCAUGGACUGCAUAUAAACAGGCUUCUUAACUCUGAAGAACUCUUGGCAUGUGCACUAUCUAUCAUCACCAAUGAGGAGGUCUAUCCUCCCAAGAGUAUCAGUCUUAAUUAUUUAGAAAACUUAACUUGUUGGUACUGCAAAGAAAUAACUCGUGUGGAAAGUCCACUUGAAAAAUUCUACUGGAUGCAAUCCCUGAAAUUUUACCUUAGAGAAAGGUUUGAAAAGAGGCAAGCAAAAACAGCUCGGGAAUUUGUCUACAUGUUUAUUUUGGUAGCCAGAGCUUUAGGAAUGCCAGUGCGUCUUGUACAGUCAAUUAAGCCUAUGCAUUAUAGGCCUAGCCACAAGGACUUGUUCAAGCCAAUGAAUGAAGAUGGAUCCAAAUUCCUGAAAGACCAUGGACCUCCAUCAUCUAAAUCCUCAAAUAAAUCUCACAAUGUGGAUGAAUCAAAAUUAAUUGAUCCUGAAGCAUCAAAAUUCAAGAGAGGUCAAGCACAAUCGAGUAAUUGUGAUCAUGAAUCAAAAAGGUCAAAUAAACCAGUCAAGAGGAAAGUUAAAAAAAAUACCUACAAUGACAAAUUUCAAGAUGAUGAUAGUUCUGACAGUGAUUUUGAAGGCACAAGUGGCAAGAAAAGGAAAUUAAAGAAAAAGGGUGUCACAAGUCCUGGCAGUAACAGCUCCUUCAAAAGCACAUCGAGCAGCAGCGGAUCUGGUAGCAAGAGGAGAUUGUCUCAAGACUCAGGUAACGAGUCCGGUAGAAAGAAAAAGAAACUUGAAGAGCACAACGAAUGGGCCGAGAUAUACGUGGAAGAAGAGGAGCGCUGGGUCUGCAUUGACAUCAUAAGGAACAAAAUUGACUGCCAUGAUGAACUUGCCAAGCUGGCGCUUGCGCCGGUAGCCUACCUGACGGCGUUCAAUGCAGACCAGAGUGCCAAAGACGUCACCAAGCGCUACGUCGCCAAGUGGCUUUCAUUUGAAAAUAAGCUACGGUGCGACACCGUCUGGUGGCAGCAAGUGCUUGCUCCCUACGCACCAAUCUUCACAGCCCGUGAGAAGGCAGAGGACAAGCAGCUUGAAGAGACCCUCAGGCAACAGCCCCUUCCCAAGACUAUAGCUGAGUACAAGAACCAUCCAAUGUUUGCCCUCCAGCGACACCUGCUGAAGUUUGAAGCAUUCUAUCCCCCGAACCCCGACCCCGUGGGCUACGUUAGAGGCGAGGCUGUGUACCCGCGCAAUCGUGUUUACACGCUCCACACUCGCAACACGUGGAAGAAGGCGGGCAAGACGGUUAAAGUUGACGAAGAGCCUUACAAAAUCGUCAAGACGCUCAAGUUUGACCGAGCUCUCUGGCAAAUGAUCAAAGACUUGCCUCUGGAGAUAUUUGGCCUAUGGCAAGUGGAGGACUACCAGCCACCCGUGGCCAAGGAUGGGCGGGUGCCGCGCAACGAAUACGGCAACGUUGAGCUCUUCAAGGAGACGAUGUUGCCUGUUGGCACCGUGCAUCUCGACGCUCGCUACGAAGACCUGAACCGUGUUGCGCGUAAGCUAAAAAUUGACUGCGCGCCAGCAAUGGUUGGCUUCGAAAACCACAGAGGAGGAAGCCACCCUCUCUUCGAUGGUUACGUCGUGUGCGAAGAGUUCAAAGACCUACUUCUGGAUACCUGGAGAGAGGAGAUGGAACUAAAGGAGAAACGUGAGGAAAUAAAGCGUCUACGCCGCAUAUACGACAACUGGAAGCGUCUCAUUCAAGGUAUGCUCAUAAGGAACCACGUGUGGGAGAAGUAUGGCCAGGUUUCAGAUGAAGAUGGACCAUCUUCAAGCAAAAAGUUGAAACCAAAAUCACGUGAAAAGACUCUGAAAAUUCAGAAGAUAAAAAAGAAUAACAUUGAGACGAAGCAGCCAAAAGCUGAACAGAAAGUGCAUCUUGGAAUCGACAUGAAUAGCGACACCGUCGUCAUGGCCAAGCUGAGUUUCAAAGCCUCGCUCAGCAGUCGAGGGAUGGUUCGAACGACCAAGACUGCCGAGGACGAAACACUGGCUGCUAUUGAACCCAAAAAAGAAGACCUUCUUAUCGACAGUGACGAAGAGGCCAAAGAGACUGAGGAAGACAAGAAGGCAAAACUACGCAAGAUUUUAGCAUGGAAUUCCUCCUAAAUUAGGAACAAUGGCCAACCUCAGCGAUGAUUCGGAUUCAGAUGAGAAUGUGGUCAGUGAGCUUGACCAGGAAGUUGAUCAAAGAUUAUCUCGGCCCAAGUCAAUGAAGGGGAAGGGAGUUUCAUCCCGUAUGGUUCUAACUUCCAUCUCAGGCGAUGAAAGCAACCAUCGCGCCAUGAAGGAAAUGCCCCUCUCCGUAAAAAGUGGAAAAAUAAAGAAGCGUAAUUGUAAAUCGCUUUCAUCAUCUGUCAGAAAUUUAUCCAAGACCAGAGGACUGUCGACCAAAAGAAACGAGAAAGUGGCUGCUUGUGGUGAAAGUGAAGGUGGAAUGGCGUUGGUUUCUGUUACGCAUGUACGUCGAUCGAGUCGCCUAAGUAUCAAUCACAAAAAUAUAUUUUACGAAGAGAGCAAAGAAAACGAUUUAUCUCUAGGGGAGAGUGAUUGUGAGGAUAAAACUUACAAGUCCAAGUCGUUACCCAAACGACAGCGAGCAGCCGGAGCGCUCAUGCUUAGUGAGGAGAGUGACUGACAAAAUUACGCGUUUAUUAUUAUU
Hyalella azteca is the source of this 3863-nucleotide messenger RNA. Its product is annotated as DNA repair protein complementing XP-C cells. Gene Ontology annotation, biological process: nucleotide-excision repair; mismatch repair. The record is from RefSeq and is a predicted model, not a curated record. The transcript is spliced from 8 exons. Bases 62 to 3310 code for a protein of 1082 amino acids. Gene Ontology annotation, cellular component: cytoplasm; nucleus; XPC complex. Gene Ontology annotation, molecular function: single-stranded DNA binding; damaged DNA binding. Lineage: Eukaryota; Metazoa; Arthropoda; Malacostraca; Amphipoda; Hyalellidae.